Molecule: messenger RNA, 1409 nt
Organism: Dipodomys ordii (Ord's kangaroo rat)
Lineage: Eukaryota; Metazoa; Chordata; Mammalia; Rodentia; Heteromyidae
Exons: 3
Coding region: 1-939 (312 amino acids)
Source: RefSeq, a predicted model, not a curated record
AUGUGCCACAAAAACACAAAGAAAUCUGGCUUUUUAAAGAAUGUUCCAAAAAGCUGGAGACAAACUAAUUCACUGUUAGACAAAGUGAACUGUGGACCACUGCCUCAGAAUCACAAGCCCGUAAUUCCAGUUAUUCAGAGGCAGAAGGAAAUUGCAAAUCUGAGGAACGGGACACCCGAAGGGGCCGCUCGGGGCGGAGAGCAGGAGGGCGUCCGGACCGGCCCCGGCCCCCACCGGCCGGAGAGACGUACUCACCCUGGGCCCCGGCUCCGCGGAGCCGCCCCCGAGGCCGCGGGGUUCCGACUUCCCCAGUACUUAGAAAACGGACCGAAAACCAGCCGGGUCGCCGGAGGUCACCACGGGCUUCCGGUUUCCCGGACGACCCCGCUGCUUCCCCCGCGAAGGUGGCCGCUCCGGGUGCGCCGCGGAGGGAUUCCCAUGUCGGUGGCUGCGACGACCGGGGCGUGGCCCUGCCCGCGGGCAGAGGUUAACACAAGGACGGGAGAGCCGGUCUGGAGGAGCGGGGCUGCCGCGGGACCGGGCCCGCUGCCCAGCGGACGCGCGCGAGAUCCAGGCCCGCCGGCGCCGGCCGCCCGGAGCCGGACCAACCGCGCGCCGCCCCACGGGGUCGAUGCCGGGCGGGGACCGGAAGGGUGGAGGAGCGCCUCCCGGCUGGAAAAUCACGGCGGGACGGAGGUCAGGGCUGCGCGAGGGAACCGGAAGUCAGGCCUGAGGGAAUCGCGGGGGCGCUCCGAAGCCGGGCUGAAGGAGAGAGAGACUGGGUGGCGGAGGGUAACUACAUGUCCCGUCAGCCUCCGCGACAGGGCGGGUCAGACUACGUGUCCCGACAGCCUCCGCGGCAGGGCGGCUCAUACUAUGGGUCCCGUCAGCCUCCGCGGCGGGAGGAGGACUCGCGGGGGCGGCGUGGAGCCGGAAUGAACAUUUGGGAGUUGCUUGAGCUCUCUUGACACCAGGCACUGUUUAAAAAUGUCCUGCUUAGUUUGUGGUUAAUAAUAAGGAGAUAUAUAUUGAAAGAAGUCCACCAUCUUCUGAAAUUUUCCACCCACAUCUACCGUCUCAUGAAUAUCCAGAUAUUCAGGAUAUAAUAUUGGCUACAGGUAGGUAUCAUUUUCACCGGAGUAGAUUUGGAAUUGACUGCAGUUUCGGAACAAAAACAUAAGGGUCUGGCUCAAUUUCUACCUAUGGUUCAGACUGCCUCUCCCAUUUUUAGGCAACUGUGUAUUUUUAGCAUUAUUUCAAAUCUUGUUUUUAAUUAGGCAGCUUGUAAAAAUAAUGAAGAUACUUGUUUUUGUUUUAGAUUUUAUAUAGGUAUGCUGUAAGAAGAAACAAUUUUGAGGAAAAAAUAAAUUUAAAUUUAAAAAUGAAAUUCAGAUUUAAAUUACAUAUUG